GCCUCGAUAACAUGUCGCCUCCGGAACCGAAGAAGCGGCGAUGUCGCCUUUCACUGCGGGACCGAAGGCCUCGCAUCUCGGACGGGGCCGGAAAGGAAUUAGCAGCCGGUCGACCGGGUACAGAUGACGUCGCGGCGCCGUCCUGCCUCUUGAACAAGUUGUCGCGGCGAUACCGACAGAGAAAGGCCGGAGGCGAUAGCGCGGAUGCCGGGGCCGGUGUUGGUGCAGCCCUCGGUAACGGAACCGAUGCUGCAAGCAGGGAGGCAGCGGCCUCUGUUUCCCCCGCGACCGGGGAGGCAGCGGCCUCUGUUUCCCCCGCGACCGGGGAGGCAGCAACCUCUGUUUCCCCCGCGACCGGGGAGGCAACGGCCUCCGUUUCCCCCGCCACCUUGGAGGCAGCAGCCUCCGUUUCCCCCGCGACCGGGGAGGCAACCGCUGCCGGAGGCGAGUGGCGGGAUGCGGCCGCCCCGCCUUACUACCUGGCAAACUUUCUGAUGGUGCUGGACGCGGUGCUGCUGAGCCCGGACGCCGAACUGUUGAACGAGGAGGACAAACACUGGAUCCGGAUGUUCCGGGGGCUCUCGGGUGCUGCCCAGAAACUCUAUGUGAGGCUUUUCCAACGGAAGCUGAAUUGGCUGAGGGUGAAACGACUGGAAUAUGUUGAGAUUGGCCUGGAUCUGGUGCCUAUCAUCAACGAACUGGCCCUCGCUGGCUUGGUUCAGACGGAUGCUGACCUGAACAAUGUCUGUGACGCCCUGAGCCUGCUCUCAGCCCCUGAGCUCAAACUGUUGGCUAAGCACUUCCAUUUACCAACGCAGACUCAGAAGUCGGAGGUCCUCAGGUCAUUGCUACAACUGGCCAAGCAACAGUCGAUCUUCAGCCUGAGCCAGACCCUUGGCCCUUCCAUCCUGAGCAGGGUGAAGGAGAUGGUCGGACAGUGUUUGAGAGUAACUGUGGUUGCUCGUGCUGUGUUUUCACGGCUAUUGCUACUUUUCUCUCUGACGGAGCCAACAGAUGAUGAAGAUGCAGCCUGUGGUGGUCAGAACCAACUGUCCACAGUCCUCAUGGUCAAUAUGGGACGAGUCACCUUCCCCAGCUAUACUGUCUGCAGGGAGGCGAGAAUCUUUCAGCACAGAGAGGAUUUGCUCCGGUAUGAUGUGGCCUGUCAUGCACUGGCUGAGGUGGGAACAGCAAUGGCCAACAAGGCCUGGAGAGAGGCUCUGGAGACUUAUAAAGCUGCCAAAAAGACAUGGACUGAUUUGGAGAAGAGCAGUGACAUCAGAUUCUGUCGAGAGCUGCCGGUCUUCCUGCGAUGUUUCACUACAGGCUGGGUCUACGCGAGAAUUCGCUUCAGAGGGGUUGAAAUUCUACAGCGGCUUGAUAUGUACAAAGAGGCAGUGGAGGAAUUGAAGAGCCUUCUGGACCAGGACAUCUUCUGUCCGGAGAGUCGUGGCUGCUGGUGGGAUCGACUGACUGUGAAUCUGCUGCAGCACCUCAAACAGACUGACCAGGCAAUCCGUUGCCUGCGCGAAGGUCUGGCUGAUGCAUAUGUACACACAGGACAUCGGCUGGCUCUGCAGCAGCGAGUGCUGCGGAUACGUGACUCUCCAGGCUGCAGAAAAUGGCACCACCUUCUUCAGGACUUGCCUGUGAUAGAUAUGGAACAAGUGCCGCAUGUGACGAUAAAGGGCCGGACUUGCCCAGGGAUGGGUAAUGCCAUGUUUCUGCUGGAGGAGCAAGCUGAUUCCACAGUCAUCUGUUCUGUGGAGGCAGUCUCACUGGCCUACUACCGACAGCAGGGCUUUGAUCAGGGGAUCCAUGGUGAAGGAGCUACAUUUUUAACCCUAUUUGGACUUCUCUUCUGGGAAAUCAUCUUUCUGCCUGGAAUCCCUGAUGUUUUCCGAAGUCCGUUCCAGACCUGUCCUCUGGAUCUGUACACAGACUGCUUCUAUCGGCAACGGAGAGAACCCAUUGAAUUGAGGCUCAGCUUCCUGCAAGAUGCCUCCACGGAGACCUUGCACACACUCAUCGCUGAUGUGUGGAACAGUCACAAAGAUACAACUAAUGCAUUAGUUAACUGGGAAGUCUUCAGUUCUCUUCAGCAGGCCCAGAGCCUCGUGAGCUGCCUGGGUGGUCUGUUCCUGAGUGGCAUUUGUAAGAUUCUGGCUGUGGACCUGAGGCACUGCCGUGGGGGUCUUCCUGAUCUGGUGGUUUGGAACAGCCGGAGCCUGCGGUACAAGCUGGCAGAAGUGAAGGGACCGAAUGACCGCCUCUCCCACAAGCAGAUCGUCUGGCUGGAUCGGCUGCGGAAACUCGGGGCUGAUGUUGAAGUCUGCCAUGUUAGUGCUGUUGGAGCACGUGGAAAACAGCUCAGCUGAACUUUGUGCAAGUCUGACCUGUCUGUGAUUUUCUGUCGCCACACUUCAACAGAUGUCUGAUGAACAUUUGAAAAAGCUUCCAGGGCUUUUCAAGCUGAUGUACAGGAACUGCUCUGUAGAGUGAGGGUCAAGUAUCAGAUUGGUUCAGCUGCUCAGAGCUGUACUUUCUAUGAAUGUUACUCCACAGUUAAAGUGAAGGACAGGCUGCCUGAGACAGCUCAGGGCUUGAGUGAGGAUUUGGUGCCUACAGGCUCCACUGCAGCCUGGAGGAGAUGGUCCACUUUCUGAUCAAUGAAUGGAAACCUACAGCUUUACAAAAUGCUUCGAGGUGAAAACAGAAUUUGUCCUGGUUACCAACCAGGUUAGUCCCAUUCAUUCAUUCAGUUGGCUGUAGCACUCAAUAAAACUUGUAAAUGUUUAAAUAAAAAUUAACAGCAGUUACAUAACCUAAAAGCUUAUACAGCUCAAUUUUGUUGAUCUUUUGUAAAAGAAAAUCUAGGAUAUUACUAGAUCAUAAGACCAUAAGAUAAAGGAGCAGAAGUUGGCCAUUCGACCCAUUGUGUCUGCUUUGCCAUUUUAUCAUGAGCUGAAAUCCUCCUAUACAUACUCACCUUCACCAUGUAGACACUGCAGGGGUAAAAAGACUAAUGGGAGUUAAUGUACAGACCUCCAAACAGUCAGUAGAUGCGUGCUGCGAGUUGCAAUGUGAGAGAGAGGUGUGGAAAAAGAGCAUUGUUACAAUAGUCAUGGGGGAGGAGAGUCGAAGACCAGAGGAGACAGCCUCAAAAUAGAGGAGCAUCCAUAGAGGAACUGAGAUGAGGAGGAAUUUCUUUAGCCAGAGAGUGGUGAAUCUGUGGUGUUAUGAACCCACAGGUUUCAUUUACUGUGGACUGUCACUUUAAAAGAGCACUUCAGUGAGGCGGGACUAUGAUGUUCACUGACUGACUCACAGCUUGUUUACCUUUAAAACAAUGACACAGACAGUCACAGUCAGAAGUCAAGAGAGAGAAGAAAAAAAACGAACUUGGAAAAGAGUAGCAGCUCCAGCUUGUUGAAGCUGGGGUUUUGGAACUCUGCUAUACCCACAAGGGUGGGUUGAUUAUCGAUCCAGUGCACAUCAAAUGUGUGGCUGUCACUGCAUAUAAUCCAUAGGAGUGGAUUAAGGAAUGUCCUGUGGGACCACUCGAAGUUAACCCUUGCCUGGGUAUGUUAUGUGAUAACCCCUUUGAAGACGACAUCCCUGUGACAGAUCACUCUGCUGGUAAUUCGUAUGUGGAUUUGAUGGAGGAUCUUCAACAGCUGAUAUUUAUUAAUUAGCAUCGUGGAAACUGUGGAAUUCGAUGUAAUUGCUUUCUGUCUACAUUUCACCCUGGAUUACAAAUAUCUCUCUCCCAUUGUUCCUUCCGUGGAUGAAAUGAACCAUCUCAAGACUCUAAACUUCGUUUCCCCAAGCUUAACUUAGUUUGGGAGCUAUAUUAUACACUUAACACUGUUAACAUUUGUUUAUCUUGGUUAAGUUACGAUAUGAUAAGUAGGUACUAAU
Molecule: messenger RNA, 3921 nt
Organism: Mobula hypostoma (lesser devil ray)
Lineage: Eukaryota; Metazoa; Chordata; Chondrichthyes; Myliobatiformes; Myliobatidae
Gene: fan1
Product: FANCD2 and FANCI associated nuclease 1
Exons: 13
Coding region: 12-2378 (788 amino acids)
Biological process (GO): interstrand cross-link repair
Cellular component (GO): nucleus
Molecular function (GO): flap-structured DNA binding; 5'-flap endonuclease activity; 5'-3' exonuclease activity
Source: RefSeq, a predicted model, not a curated record